GCGCGCACACGGACGGAAUUGCAGACGUACGCGCUUCAGCUUGUUGCUUUUCGGCGAUGCCUGUGCAUGGUUCGUGGACAGCUCAGUACCUGGAUAAUGCAACUUUGAUAACGGAAAAUUUACCUUGAGUGAGCUCAUAGUUGUGGUGACAACAGGGAAGCCCGUGUCUGAAGCCAUGAGCCUGCUCAUCCGCCAGUUGCAGGUGUCCCUCACACAACAAUCAAUUUUGACCAAUCAAGCAUCAGCUUUAUUACAAAGGGUCACAUCAUCUUUGCCUGCCCCUCUUUGCAGACUUGCUCCUACGAAUGAGAGGCACUACAGAACGAUGCCAACACAUGGCAUUGGCAGGUGGAAAUAUCUGUUGCCCAAAGAAGUGCCCAGGAAGAAGCGGGAUAAGCUUCAGAUGAAGCCUAUCCGGGGAUCCACCGCCACGGAGUACGGCUCUCUGAGCGUCAAGGUGUCGGGCUACGACAUGACGGUGGUGGAGCACUACUCCCAGUACAUCCACAACCUCUGCAACCGGCUCGGCGUCAGGGUGGCGGAAAGCUACGCUUUACCAACAAAGAGCACAGAGGUCAUGCUGAUGCAGGAGCAAGGUACCAAGAUGUACAUCGACGCCCUCCUCAAGACGCACGAGAGGAUCGUCCAGAUCAGCAGCAUGACCGCCACCUUAUGCCCCACCUUCAUGGACGUUGUUCUCCAGAACCAACCGGAAGGCGUUCAGCUUUCAGUCAAGGAGCACGUGGAGAGGGACUUCCUGGAGCGCUUCAAGGCGCGACCCCAGCUGGAGGGUCUCAUGGCGCAGGUGAACCAGCGGGACUGACCGUCCUGAGGAACAUCCUCCGUCGCCCCGGCAACACCCGAAACACGACACACCCCGCCUCAGCAAAAUGAACUCCCACUAUUCCCCUCGUUCCUCUUCCCUCCUGCACCCCAUGUUGUUGUUGUUGUGCACCGUUGAGUCCAAUGAUUGCGAUGUAUUGAUGGUGAGUAGUUGUGAUUGUUGAAUAAAUGGUACUGACUCCCGAAA
This is a messenger RNA of Gadus morhua (Atlantic cod), 1030 nucleotides long. It is a transcript of the gene mrpl48, whose product is annotated as mitochondrial ribosomal protein L48. Gene Ontology annotation, cellular component: mitochondrial ribosome. Bases 176 to 823 code for a protein of 215 amino acids. Lineage: Eukaryota; Metazoa; Chordata; Actinopteri; Gadiformes; Gadidae. The transcript is spliced from 8 exons. The record is from RefSeq and is a predicted model, not a curated record.